CUCCCGGAAUUGCCUGGCCCUCCAUCAUCUGGCUCCGAAUCCGAACAAGAUGCUGAGCCUGUCGGCCAGGUAGCAGUGUUGAAAACACCACGACCGCCUGGCGCUUGGGCCUAUACUCCCGCUCCACGACUUGCCAGAUCGAACUCUCUGCCAGUAGAGGAAGAAACUAAUGGUGGUCCAUCCUCUCCUGAGAACUCGACUCCAUUGGCACGCACCACUUCUCUGCCUCCACAGACACCUGCCCCUCCCGGUGGAUGGCUUAUGACGCCUAAAAAGAGCGUACGAUUUGAUCCACCACCUGCAGAUUCUGACCAGUCUGGCGCCGAGAUAACACCGAAUUCGUCUGCAGACUUUCGUGAAGAAACUAUACAUAAUGAGCAACGCCCCUCCCGCACGACUAGAGAGAAUGGGAUCUUGAAGCCAUCUUCUGUUCUCAACAUUGAUAGCAAUAUACCGGAUAUACCACCUACACCUGUAUCACCCUCCAAAUCUCGAAGGAUGCCGACUGUAAACUUCGUGGAUGAAUAUGGCCAAGAAGAGAAACCAGAUAAGAACCACGGUUCUCCUCGUAAUCGCAGUGCUGUUCGAAUAGUGGAUGCGAUGGGACGCGAAGUAGAUGACAGCAUAGUUUCCCUUGAGGAGCCUUUAACGCGGACGGAAGGCGGUCAGUCAUAUGCGACAGGGCUUGUCGGAAAUUGCGCAGGACUUAGAGGAUGUUUUCCAGUAAGUCUCCCUUUUCGUGCGAUAAAUACAACCAUCAGCUGA
This is a messenger RNA of Desarmillaria tabescens, 765 nucleotides long. RefSeq lists its product as uncharacterized. The record is from RefSeq and is a predicted model, not a curated record. The transcript has a single exon. NCBI's taxonomy places the organism in Eukaryota, Fungi, Basidiomycota, Agaricomycetes, Agaricales, Physalacriaceae. The annotation marks the transcript as partial.